This is a messenger RNA of Porites evermanni, 12270 nucleotides long. Lineage: Eukaryota; Metazoa; Cnidaria; Anthozoa; Scleractinia; Poritidae. The record is from the annotation of a GenBank genome assembly.
AUUCUCUCUCUUUUUUUAGAAACUAAGACUGUCAAUCCGAGAAAUGAGGUUAUCCCAGAAUUUCAGAUUGCUGAUAUCAGUGAUGAGUUAGAGACUUGCUGGCGUCAGCUGGGACCCAGGCUUAAGAUUACAGCAGCAAAGAUUAAAAACAUUGAUGAGGAGAACAAAGAUGACUGGACCAAAGCGAAUAAUCUUUUGAUCCUGUGGAAGCAGCAGGAAGGGUGUAAUGCUACAUUUGGUCAUCUGGCAGAUGUUUUAGAGAAGAUAGGAAGAAAAAGAAUUGCUGAAAAACUGCUUGGUAGGUUACUGAUUACAUUGAGUAUAUAUACUGAAAGCACAUAUUACAGAACAGUACUUGUCUUGUACAGGGACCAUGUCUAUCCCUUCAAGCCCCAAUAUCCACCAACAAAUUGUCCAAACUGGUCUCUACAUUUUGUAUACAUUUGCAUAGAGAAUAAGUAGAGAGAAUUUUACUAAAAGAUCCAAGCGUUUUCCUCUAGGUAAUAAUUCCAUUAAUUCUCACCAAUUUUUCUCUUGAUUGUGUAUGGAUGUCGUUUUGAGAAAAUUGACGUUUGUCACCCGUGGGAGUUAUAAGGUAACUGAAAAAAAAUAAGGAGCUCAGGUUUUUUAAUGCAAUGUAAAAUAAAUCAAAGAACCCCCUGAUCAUGGAUGAUUGACAUCUUUAGACUAGUUCUAGCAGAACUGAAGCUCAUUUCUGUUUCGUGACAAUUAUUGUUGUUUGUUGGGUGCUGUCAAUACAGGAAUGAGACCUAGCUUUAUCAGACAAAAAAAUUACUUACAGAGUGUAACCAGUGGUACUCCUGGGAAUUUUUGGUGGGGGUACUGUAUGCCGCCCAGUUCUCCAAAUCCUGACCCUAUUUCAGAACAAAAAAUGUCAUUUCCCAAGCCAAUUUUCAGACUUGGCCUAUGUUUACAUAGGCAGAAUUAGCUAUGUUAUCUUUAUUUAGAUUGGAAUGCCAACAAAUUAAACAGAUUUCUUAAAAUCCAUUUUGAAUUUGCAUAUUUAUCUUUCUUUCUUAUUUAUUUGGAAUUGAAAUGAUAAAUACGUUCAUACACUCCCGUAGUUCUCUCGAAAAACAUAUCCGAUUCCAGACCAAAAUGAGCAAAGUCUCUGCCCGUUUUCAGACCAAAACGGCACAAAAACCCUACCCUUUGGGGAGGGGGCACGUACCUACCUUCCCCGGGAACUUAGUCUUUUGACAUUGCAUCAAUUUUUAUAGGAGUGGGGGAAAUUGUCAAGUUAAGUCUAUGUUACAUGAACCUUGAGCAUUAAUUUGUGUCUAUCUGUAAAACAGGUUGAAUACGGACAGUUAACUGACUCUGUUUGUCAGCCGUGUGUAGAAUAAUUUAUUUUUUUCAUUUUCCCCAUGUCAAUCAUCUUAUUUGUUUGACUUUAGGAGAGAGUAAUAAUGCAUUGGAGAUACCAACAUGUGCAUCAGUUUGCACUGGUGACGUGAUCAGUUUGACAGUGCAGAAUGCCAGACAGGAAAAGGUUUAUUAGUUAUUCUUCUUUUAAAUAUUCAUAUAUCUGACAAAAUUUGCCUCUAGAAAUCACCCUCACAACCCUCUAUCGACUCUGAUUUACCAUUUUUGUUUUUACUUUAUUUUGUUUUUGGUUUUCGAUAACUUUGUCUCACUAAUGUUUUUUUCUUAUAAUCUGUAGAAAAAGACAAUCGUUGAAUUUUAAACUGUAUCAAACCCAAGUUCGGGGCGCGGGGGGGCGGUGGGGCGUGCCCUUAUUUGGCCUGAAAUUUUCAGGGUAUGUGCUACUGAACAGGGUGGCACUCAGGGUCUUAAGUCUUAAACGGGACAUACAGUUUUACUAUUCAGAGCUCUUAAACACGGCUUCUUUUUGGGUCAGAAUCCUUUAAAAGGGGGGUGAAGUUUAGCAAUGGCCGGUCGACAUUUGUGGUACCAACUUUUUUUGUUUCAAAUAAUAUAUUUCCAUGAUGUUAGUUUGAAAAAUUGUUUAUUUAUUCUGUAUGAAAAACGAUGAGUCAGGCUCAUAAAAUCAGGUCUCCUGUCUUAAACAGGGUCAUGUUUUGAAGGCCUUGGCAGAAUUACACCUCCAUCCAAACUUUCCUUGAGUGCCUCCCCCGAGGUCUAAACUCAGUACCUGUCCCCUUCCCAAGCCUCCUUAUAGGCGAAUCUCUGCUGACGUCAUUGUUUACUUAUUUCCUCAUCAGCAUAAGACUUAACUCAUAGAAGAAGAGGCCGUAUAUACGAACUAAAUUCAAAAGUUGAAAGAGCUGAUUAAGUUGAGCAAAGCUAUAUUGAAGGAAAUAUUAGCCAUCAAAAACUGCGAAAUGCUGGGUGGCAAAAAAAGUCAAUGAACCAUACAUUCUCUGUAAAAACUUCGAUUUUUAGAGAAUAUUUCUCCGAAACCAUUCGGUGUAUUGGGCUCCAAUUUUCAGAAAUAACUGAAACUGUUAUGCCCUUUCAAUAUUCAGAGUUUAUAUUUUAUUAGCGUCAUCAGAUAGUGAUUAGCAUAUGUUAAUGAGGCAAAAAGUGUCAACAAAGAUUCGCGUAUACCACCAUGGCCAUCACAAAGAUUUUCAUUCCUUUUCCAUUACUCCCCAAGUCGCAACACUAAUUUUUGAAGGAUCUGCAUCGUCCAAUGAUUUCUUACCGUAUUCGUGUUUUCUUUGGUUAGAUGCAACGUUAAUAAUGUGCAAACAGAAACGGCAAGGCAAUACAAUGAGUAUUAUAUUGUAAGGCUAUUUAAAAUAGUGGAAAAAUUGACCCUGUGUCAAUAUCAUUUGCAACCGUCACAAAAAACUCUUUCUGUUUUUACAGGUUUUUCUCUGUGUAGAUGCUGAUGGAAAUAAAUUUAUUGUAAAAGCAGUUAAUGGAAGCAAAGGACCGUGGAACACUAAAGAGGUAAAUUUAUUUGGUAGAGCAGAGUAUUUGAGUUUCCAUACUAGAAGAGGUCUACUUCUAAUCUGGAGUCAGUCUGUUUUCUAGUCACCGUGCCUCUAGCCAAAACAUAGGACAGAAAACUUUCACCCCCAUUUCCGCUUUUCUGAAACCAUGUGCAAUAUUUUCUUUCUGCUUUGAAAAGAGUAUGUAUUCGCAGGCUACGAUUUGGCGGGCAGGUUUGGGUGUGUUUGGAAAACUGUGGGUAGGUUCGGGAACCUAGCCACUCCCCAAAAAUCACUUUACUGAAAGAUUAUAACCCAGAAAAACAUUUUGCUCCAUUUUCACGCCUCAAUUUAUCUUUACAUAUUUCUGACACUUUUUUUCCGUGUAUAUAUCACCAAUUCAUGCUAAUUUUCUUCGCAUUUGAUAAUGAUGACAUGGAGUCAUCGAGACGUCGUGUUACUUUUUUUAUCGCUGAUUUUUCUUUUGAAAUGUAUGUAAAAUUCGAUCGUUAUCAAAACAAAUGGGCUUUGGUUUAAUGAGGGGAUGGUAUGAUAAUUGACGCUCUUGGUUUAUUGAAAGUGCCCUAUUUUGGAUAAUUUAAACGGGCCCUCUCUUGUGGCUGGAAAUGAAGCAUUUGCGUCUUACUUUCAUCCUUUUUAUCGUUGAUUUUUCUUUUGAAAUGUAUGUAAAAUUCGAUCGUUAUCAAAACAAAUGGGCUUUGGUUUAAUGAGGGGAUGGUAUGAUAAUUGACGCUCUUGGUUUAUUGAAAGUGCCCUAUUUUGGAUAAUUUAAACGGGCCCUCUCUUGUGGCUGGAAAUGAAGCAUUUGCGUCUUACUUUCAUCCUUUUUGGCUUUAAAUUUCCUUAUCACUAAGUCUACUGUAUGUUUUUAGUUUUUUGACAAUGUUCUGCCAUGAUGAUUGGUAAAUAGUAAUUAGAAUUAAAGCCUGUGUUUUAAUUGGCAGAUCCUAAAGAAUGAAGAGUUCCUAGAAAAAGUAGCUUCAGCUGCCUUGGACGUGGGAAAAACAGAAGAGCAGAAACUCCAAGAAAAGUUGAAGCGCUGUUCCUUUGCUGGGAUUGAAGAACUAAAUAAGGAUGUGCAAGACCUUAACAACAAAAUGAAAGUAAAUUACAAUUACAAAUGCGAUGGAGAAACUUGUACAAGGAUUACAAGGCCACCUCCAAAGAAUGCACAGCCAACAUUAGUGCCACUACAAGUUGCAACACAACACCUUCUUUCCUGCGAGGACCACAAAACCUAUUUUGUCGGAAUUUUCAAAGGUCUCAUUAAGUGGAUUGGAGAGGCUGCUCAGCUUGGAGAAGACAACUUCAUGUGUAUUAAACUACUUUGUGACUCCAUAAGGGAAUUCAAAGAUCAGGAAAGGAAAUUUUUCCUUAAAAUUAAGCAGCUUCAAACCAUGAAGCAACAUUUCAAUCACAAGCAAGUCGCUCAAGUUGAAGAAUUAGAGAAGUGGAGGAAGACGCAAAAGAAACACCUUGAUGAAGUCGAAAAGCUGCUCUCAAGCUUCCUUUGUCAGGGGAAAAUUGAAAACAAGAAGGUAUUCAAGGUUAGUAUGGUUAGAAAAAAUGAUGCAAUGCACGAAUAAUUAUUGAUAGUAAAAUCCAACCAGUGGUCUAUUAUCAAUGCUGCAUUCUGAUUGGUUGAGUUACUACUAGGCUAUAUCUUAUAGCCCCCUAGUAGCGAAAAGCGGGGCUUUUUGGCGGCAAAAAAGGAUUUAAGUCUAGCUUUAACUAGCUAAAAGUUUUUUAUUCUCGAUAUUUUUGACCAACUAGUUGGAUUUUACUAAAACAAUUAUUCCUCUCGCCCUCAUGGCCUCUGAGUCAAUAUUCCUCAGAGAUCAUUCGGGCUCGAGGAAUAAUUGUUAAUUAUUUAUCCAUUUGUUCAAAUUUGGCCGAAUCAAAGUGAGUUCUCCACUCGUCGAUCAUAGCCCGCCGCAAACCAUCACAUCACAGUUUAAAACUCUUUUAAACAGGGACGUUAAGAUCUGAUGACGGCGACAACAACGGGGACGUCAAAAAGGCAAUUGUUGUCAGAGUUCGCAAAACAGCAAAACAACAAAUUUGCUCGUUUUAGGGAGGACGUAAACAAGCGACAUCAAAAACUUUCUUUCUCUUUUUGAACUUGAAUAUGGCUCGUAGAAAUUCAACUCAAGGAGAGUUCGCCUACAUUUGACAUAGUAAGUGAGUAGGUAUAAUCAUGAUGAAGGUUGCAGGUUUUAUUCUAGAAAUUGGCCAAUGAGGAUCAAAUGGGCCCCCUUCUGUAAUUUUAGAGGGUCCGGCCUUUUCCAAGAAAGGGGGUCCUUGAAAGGGAGUCCCCCAAAAGGUAUUUGAACUUAUUGUUACAGAAUGUACCAUGAGAGAACGAACGUUUAUUGAAAUCAUCAAGUACUGGACAUGAGGUUAAAAUGACUCUAAUGCUUUAACGUAAAUGGAAAGCUUCUUUGCUACUUAUAUUCUGUUCUUUCAUCCAACAUUAGGAUAAAUAAUUUUGUUUCUUUUAGGCCACAAGUUUUAAGGAAAAAAGUCUCCGUUACUCAUGAUUCAAAUCGUGGCUUUUCUACUCUCCAUGUUCUUUUUCGAACGCCAUACCUGACAGGCAUCAUGAAAAUAAAAUUUGCAUGGGACAAGGGAGGUCCGUCAAUUGAAAUUGUCAUCAAGUUGUCCGAAGAUUCCUCCCCUAAUCUGUUCCUCAGGGCCGUUUUUGUUCAAUUCUGGUCACUGAAACCACAUUCCACAUCUGUUGUUUGAAAAAAAAAAGCACUUAUCCUUGGGUCUAGUUUUUUUUUCUGGCGCCCCACUUGACGCGGCAGCGUAAAUUUUAUGCGGCAUUUUUUUUCCAAAUUGCGGAAAUCCCGCAAGGUCGCGCUCUAGAAUAAAACCUGAGGUUGGUAGACGUCAAAGUCACAUUUUAAGCGACGUUUUCGCCACCGUCGCCGUUUUUGGAUCUUAAGGUCACUAUAGUGCAUUAAGGGAAGACGGGUGAACUUGUAGAGCAGGAAUUCUAAUGAUUUUAGAUUUUCUCUACCUCUCUUUCAGUACUAGAACGUGUUGUCUUUAGUUGAAUACAGAAAAGCUCUAUCAGUUUUAAUUCGGUUUAAAAGUGCCUUAAUUAUUUGUUCAUUGUAUCAAUAUUUUAUUUUUUUUAGAGAAAGCGUAUCAGCAAGUCUCGAAAACGUCACAGUAUAUCUGCACCAUUUUGUCCACAAUAUCUGUCAAAUAUAUGGACAAUGAAACAGGUUUGUCUGACUAUUUCGUUAUUCAUUAUUAUGUUUAGUCGAAGAACGUAGUUAUUAAAAGUGUCAUGUUAUGGUGUACUUUUUUUAAUCGCCACCCUAGCCUGUGCCAGGCUCUCAGAUAGUAUAGUGCGGAUGUAUUAAAACGAGCUGUCUCUCCCCAGCCUCCGCGAGUUUUUCGCAUUUCUUUUUACUCAACGACUUUUCACCACUAUCUCGGGGCCUGGAACAGGCUAUCGCCACCCGUGAGUUUGUGCUUGUAUUCUUAGGGUAGCGAUCCUGGGAGAUGAAUACUUCAAGUAUAAAUCAAAUUAUCACUGACGGAAAAUACCUUGAUCCCGAGUGAACAGAUCCCCCUCAAUCUCUCGAAAGAUAACGCUAAAUUCCUUAAAAGAUUGCGCUUAAAAUCACUGGAAAGAUUGCCCUUUAUCCCUGGAAAGAUGGCGCCAAAUCCCUGGCAAGAUUGCUCUAAUCCCCCGGGAAGAUUGCGCUUAAAAUCUUUGGCAAUAUUACGCUAAGUCCCUGGAAAGUUUGCGCUGAUUCCCUGGAAAUUGGCACUCCUUCUUGCUUACUGGCUUAUUCCAACGUCUGUAUAAGUCCGUCUGUCCGUCCGUAAGGUCAUUUCUAUUGUCCUCGUAGCGCACAGAGUAAUUACCGGGUUCGAUUAUGCCCGCCUUUGCCCCUUUUUUCUUUUUCAUGGUUACUACAGUACAGACUAUUCAUUGCCAGUAAGCACAUGUCCUCUUAGGGGACUAUUACUAUUGUUGCCAUACCUCCAUAUUUGCCCUAGUUCCUUCCUUGCCUUGGUAAAGCAGCUUACCAAAAACUACCAAAAAUGCAACAGUUUUGUCACACUAUGUCUUACCUUUCCUAUUGUGACUUCUUGGAUUUAAAGAUCUGUAAAGGAAUCCCGAGUAAUUGAGGAACAAAAACUGCACCACAUUUAAUAUGGCAGGGUCUUAUUAAGGGGGCAUUCUGGUUGUUUUGGAGGCAAAUGAUGAUGUUAAUUUGAGAAGGAAAGAAAUUAGGGUAGAAAAGGUAUAUAUGUUGCAGUUAAUUUUUUAUUUACGUUAAUUUUUUUUCUUUUGUUUUAAAUUCAUUAGCGUACAUUACGUAACCCAAAAACAAUGGAUAAAUAAAAAUUAACAGGGAUCAUCUCAUCAUCUAACUCAGUAGAGUAACAAAAUACAUAUAAACCAAUUGGUCUGCAAAUGAGUUCAGACUGGCACCUUGUUUUGGUGAUGGACUACCUGGUUUUAUUGUCUGGUGCUAUUGUCUUCGUUAAUCUAUCCUGACUUCGAACUUGACAUUCAAUAAGAUGCAAUAUACCGAACCUUGUUAAUAAAGCAAGAAUCUGAGUAAAUUGAAUGAUGUUGCUCCUUUUUGCUAAUUCCUUGUAUUUUAGAGUAAUUUUUCUAGGGGGGAGGGCCUUCAUAUGACAGAGAGCGUUUGUUAGAAAGAGGCAUCUAAUACAAACUUAAAAUCGUAGAGGGGACGUUUAUAAGACAAGAGGCGUUUAUUUGAGAGGGGGCGUCAAUUAGAUCAUUUACAGUAAUCGCGCAAGAUUCUCGAAACAGUUACACACCUUUUGAAUUAUACUCAAGAAAAAUGUUAUUAGCUUUAUGUGAAUUGUGAUUAGCAUUUUCAUUUUAAUAUUUUUUUAAUCGGUUAAACUACGUCUUAUAUUAACUUGUUGGUUGUCUUCUUUUUAAGUCCUGAGUUCGACCACUUGUUAUGACAAUGUCCGAGUCGGAUAAUGGCACGAGAAGAUUAACACAACAGCUAUCAAGAUGAAGAGUAAGGUGUUAUUGAAGGGGAAAUUGAAUCAUUUAUGAGCACGAUAAAUUGCAAAUUAAACAGCAAAUUUUGAAAUGAUAAAAAGAGUUAAAUGUAGGUGUAAUUGUAAUUGUAGGUGUAGGUUAAUUGUAGUAGUAACUCGCCAGUCAGCAAAUCCCCGUGGAAAGUACAUUAAUCACAAUGUCUAAUGGUCGAAUAGUUCCUCCCACCUCAUAGGUAAAUACCGUAUUUCCUCGAAUAAUAGCCGGAGGCGAUUAUUUCUUUUCUCGUGCCAAAAGAGGGCGAUUAUUCGAGGGAGGCGAUUAUUUUCAGAUUGUUCAAUGGAAGUCAUUCUCAAAAUAUUUUGUUCUAUUUUCCCGUUAAAUAAAAAAUCAUAACAUCAAAGAAACUGAACAUAGGGCUUUUUCAGUGUUCCAAAUUUGGUUCCUUGAUUAAUUUUCAUUGUCAAUAUCCUCGGCGUCGUCACUGAUCAGUUUUGCUGGAUCAGACUCCACUUCAGGUUCAUCCUCCAGAUUUACCGCUAUGGGUAUCGAUGGGUUACGUACAGUGGUGGGAGGGGGCGGUUAUUCGAGGGACGUCUAUUAUUCGAGGAAAUACGUUUAGUUGGUUAAGAUUUUUAUAAUUAUUCUUUACUUUUACAUUUCCUUCACUUACAUGUAAAUAAUUUUGUUGGGAUAUUUACUAUUCAAAACUUGUGAAAUAUUUUUGUUACGACUACAGCCAAUCGGUGGGCUAAAGAGCUGGAGAAUGUUUUGCGUGCAUCCCAGUCUUCCAAGGUGGUCCGAUUUUACAGUGAUUUGAACGAAGUGUUGGUCGGUCUGCACUUAAAAUAAGUGCUAUAGGAUAAUAUAGGUUAUCUAAUGUUUUCUCCUGGCAUACCGUAAAAUAUCCCUAAUUUGCCAGGAUUUUACCACAGGUUAUAUUUGAAUUUUUGUUAUAAACUUUUUACGUUAGCCAGGGUUAAUUGUUUUAUUUAUUUAUUUAUUUAUUUAUUUUGCAUUUUCCAAGAAAUCAAGUCACGAGUGAGAUAUUUUUACUUAUUAAUUUACUUAUAUACGACAGUUUGUAUACAAUUUUUUAUUCAGACUUAUUUGAUCAUUGACUUUGUCACGGUUAAAAUAUUAUGAAACUAUAUUUUUGGUAAGGUGCCGAUUUCUAUUCAAAUGCAAGUCCUUUUUCCAAUCAAAAAUGUUUUGUAGUUCUUAUGGGACAUAAUAAAAAUUCUGCUGUGCAGAUACAAGUAUAUUUUUAGAUAAGAGAAAAAUUUACUCCGAACACAUAUUAAACUCAAGCUAAUAGAAAUUAUAAGUCUUUUAUACCAUAAAGUGAAUUCUAUACCUGCUGUGUUUGACUAUUUUUUACGAUCUGUUCAGAGUACAAAGGGCAGUUGAUGCAUGGUAAAUGUUGUUAUCUCUGUUGUGGUAGACAUGGCAUGCUGUUCAUGCUCGUGUUUUUAUUCCCCUCUAUUUCAUGACGAAAUACUACAAUCAUGGACAAAAAUCUUAUGACACAAUUUUAUUUGUGGGGUUUUUUCCAAUUUCACACAUGCCCAGCCACUCCCCCACCCCACAAACAACGUUGGACGCCUGUAUCCAGAAUUUUUUCCGAGUAUACUACAGCACUGUCCCAAGGACUUUUGUGCAGGAUUGUAGGUUCCACUUUGGUCUGCGAAAAAAGGCGCGGUGCCGAGCGAUGAGGGGCGACACAGGGAACCCGAACGCUGUAUUAGCCAAUAAAAUAAAUAGCAAUUAUUCACCUCAGUGAAUACCACUAGCCACUGACACUGAGGUGAAUAAUUGUUUUAGUAUAUACUAAAACAGGGAGAUAAGCACAAAAAAGAUGAUUAUUAACUCAUUUACUGUUGCCAACGAUUACAAUUUUGGCGCGCAAUGACCGAACGGCCGCUGUCGUCGCUUUUUCUUGCCGACAAAUAAAACUUUUGAAGGCAUUUGUUUAGCUCUUGGGAAAAUUUCUUCAAAAGGAGUUGUGAAUUCUUUUUGUAUUUAAAAUCAUUCUGUAAAAAAGAUUAUCAAAUUUAGUUUUCAGCUUAUUUACGAACAAGUCAACUAAACAAAAUGACGCAAGACUUAAGCUUAAUUUGCAUUUGUAAACAAAAAACUUUUUCACAGGUUUUAUCGAUCAAUUCAAGUCAAAAAGACAAAUCUUUACCUGUUAAAACUUCCAAACCGAACUUCGUCACCUUCUUCGUGUAUUUCGGGAACAGCUUGCUUGAGUAGUUGUGAAAUUUCUUUGUUUGUUUCGGCAGCAAACCGGGAAGGCAUUUUGCUCGCAACUUACGCGAGUUUGGCGUCGCUCGCUCGGAGGAACUGGAGGUGAAUCAGUGAAUAGUGCAGGAUAUUCACUGAUUGAAUAGCCAAUCAGAGCGCGCGAAAACCACUAUUCUCUGUUUUAUGCCAGGGUUCCUCAUAGCUCCCAGGUGCUGAUAAAAAGUUUGUCAUAUCAGACCCAGUGUGUGUUCAGCAGCUGCAUUGUUUGGACUCAGACAAGAAACUCAACAAUAAAAAGGUUUGUAUUUCAUCGUGAUUGUAAGCAGUCUAUUAAGUUUUCCAACCAGCGUAGCAGAUGACUUUGAGCUUGUACAAGAGAGAAUUAUGGACAGAGAGGGAAACGUUUAGAAAUUGGAAUGGUUUCCGGAGAGGUCCGUAAACUUUUUUCAGUUUUUGUCAAGAGAGAAUUCAACAAAUUUUAAAUGAAGGUAUUUUCGUCGCAGUGGUCAUUGCAAUUUAAACAAUUGCAAAUUAACCCGAAAAAAAAAUUUCGGGACUUCAACGGGAUUCGAACCUAUGGCCUCGUGAGUGGAAUGAAGCAAUGAAGAAGAUGCGAACUGCGGAAAUUUUAAAUGAAGAUAUGAUGGUCGCAGUGGUAAUUUGCAAUUUAAGCAAUUGCAAAGUAACCUGAAAAAAAAAAAUCAGAAUUCAACAGGCGCCAUUACAACAUUCUGCAUUGUUUACUGUGAGGCAGUCGCGCGUGGACUUGAUAACGUUUAAAAUAAUCAGUUAAAUAUGCGAACUUCUCGGGAAUUAGACUGCCGUUUAAUUAUAACCUCCAAAAAUAACGUAGGUGAAAUUCACAAAUCCGGUCCAAUGCCCUAAGAUUCUCCCUCUGUCCCCUUGUAAGCCCUUUUCUGGCUUGUAGUAAUCCCUCGUUUUGACCCCGUUUCUGCCUUUUGCCACAAGGAACAGUUACUUACAAUAGUAACAACAACAAGCAGCCUAAAGACAUUGACCUUUUGGUUGAAAUAAGGUCUGAGUGUGAUCUUCUUACCAGGGUUUAGCUCCAGGGGGGUACAUCCUAUAAUGGCCUAGAAGGGGUAAAAUUUUUCAGGCUUCAGGUAUAUGAAAGGGUGCUAGGGAUUUCGCUAGCUGAAGUAUAUAAAAAAUAAAAAAUGAUGAGAAAUUUAAAUAAAGUGUAUGAAAUCGUGGGGAAGUCUGUGAUUUUGGUCUAUAAAAAGCUCCAGAAGGGCUAACAGAUGCACUUUAUGACUAAGAAGAAGUCGAGAAAACGAGUGUUUAUUUUUUCUCUUAUGCUUACGUUUAGAUUGAUUAACACUCAAGAAAUUCGCAUAGCUUGAAAUCUUCUGUGAAGUCGUUUACUAUUUCGUGCUUGAUAUGUGCUAUAAACCUAAGAAAAAGUGGAGAAAACGUGUAUUUAUUACUUUAUACCACUACAUGAGAAAUUUCUGCAAUUUGAUUGGCUUAGAGCAGUAGCAUUUCAGCUUAAUUUGAAACGUUGCUCAAAAGUUACCAAGCACAAUCUAGCCUGCAAGCAAGCUCUCCUAUUUGGGCAAGCGAAGUCAGCCUCGCGAGAACGCGCGAGAGAGGGGCCGAGGAAAGCCCCUCGCGGCUUCGCCGCUCGCUCACGCGUUCUCGCGAGACUCGCUUCACUCGCCCAAAUAGGAGAGCUUGCUCGCAAGUUGCCUGCGUGCAGACGUCUCCGCGUGCAACAAAGGAAAUAGGAGACGUCUGCACGCAGGCAAGCUCGCAAGCUUAGCACAAUCGGGACACGCCUACUUCUGUCAAAAAUGAAUAUAACAGGGUAAGGGAGUGGAGCCUUCCCUGGGGGUGUUUGCAUAUCAAACUGAAACCCUUUGCUAGUGUAGAACCACUGCCCGGUUGACCUCAGUUGGAAGAGCGCCAGUCUGCCGAGCAGGAGGUCGCGGGUUUAACCCUCAGCCAGACCAUCUUCAGGAAACUGGCAAGAUCAUGCUGGCUGCGAUGUACUAUUCAAAAUGGGUCGGGAACGUAGAACCCGGUGGUGUGGUCUGUCCUUCUCAGUGGGAACGGGCUCUCAUAGUCGUCAUGUUGGUUUUCACAUGA